CUGCCUGGGUGGCGACUCCCGCGAUUCUCGUUUCUCCCCCAGCCCGGGGUGGAGUCGCCGCAGUCGUUCAGGUCCUAAAGCCUGCGGCAUAACGGACUCUUCGAGAUGUCGAUGCUGGCUGAGCCCACAUUGGUUGAGAAGAAUACCUGCCAUUUUACUGGGGAAGAAGUACUGACUUUGGAUAUCCAAUCUCUUGUGUCGGCAGAAGCAGAAGUGGGCUGUGGAUCCAAGAAACACUGCAUGGAGUAAUGAUGAUUCCAAGUUCGGCCAGAGGAUGUUAGAGAAAAUGGGGUGGUCUAAAGGAAAGGGUUUAGGGGCUCAAGAGCAAGGAGCCACAGAUCAUGUUAAAGUUCAAGUUAAAAAUAACCACCUGGGAUUUGGAGCUACAGUCAAUAAUGAAGACAACUGGAUUGCUCAUCAAGAUGAUUUUAACCAGCUUCUGGCUGAACUGAACACUUGCCAUGGCCAGGAAGCAACAGACUCCUCAGACAACAAAGAGAAGAAAUCUUUUAACCUAGAAGAAAAGUCCAAAAUUUCAAAAAACCGUGUUCAUUAUAGGAAAUUUAUGAAAGGGAAGGAUUUAUCCUCUCAGAGCAAAACAGAUCUUGAUUGUAUUUUUGGGAGAAGACAGAAUAAGAAGACUUCUGAGGAUAAUUCCAGCCCCACCACUCCAGAUGAGAAUGAAACUUCCAUUACAACAACCAGUGCCUUAACCAUCCAGGAAUAUUUUGCCAAGCGGUUGGCAGAGCUAAGGAACAAGCCGCAAAUCGCACCUACAGAUCCUGACUUUUCAGGGGCCCUAAAUGAAUGGAAAAGGGGAAAGAAAAGAAGCAAGGAAGCAAAAGAUAAAAAUUUGGAGAAUAACAUGCAGCCCAAAAAGGAAAAGCCUCAGGAACAAGAAGAGAACCCCAAGUGUGCAGUCAAGAAGAAAAGAGAACAAGUUGAACAACAGCUCGGAGACCCUUGUUGUGAAGAGAAUUCUGAAUCUUCUGCCGAAAAUGGAGAGGAUUGUGGGUGGCCACCUGAUGACCAAGACUUUACCCCAAAGUCAAAAAAAAAGAAAGAAAAGAAAAAGAUAAAAAAGCAAGUAGAAGCAGCAGUGAACCCUAUGUUAGGUGAAACACCAGUGAAAAAGAAGAAAAGUUCCAAAUAAAUUAUCUCCAGGGCCUUCCGACCACUCAGAUGUCAGUGCACUCCAGGGCAAAAACUUUUGGCCUGAAGUCAGAGCAAAGUUAAUCUAAGAUAGUUCGUUCACAUCUUUUUAACAUGCCUGUGGAUUGCUGAGUCUUGCCCUCUCACCACAUACUUCCCAAAUCAUACUCCCAGGAGAACUUUUUGUAAUGUUCCAUUAAAUGUUCAUGGUUCUCAUCAGCAAAUAAAUUUCUGUUUAGACUGUGAGCUCUUCACCGUGAAUGUUUAUUCAUAUUC
Molecule: messenger RNA, 1428 nt
Organism: Trichechus manatus latirostris (Florida manatee)
Lineage: Eukaryota; Metazoa; Chordata; Mammalia; Sirenia; Trichechidae
Gene: PINX1
Product: PIN2 (TERF1) interacting telomerase inhibitor 1
Exons: 8
Coding region: 275-1153 (292 amino acids)
Cellular component (GO): nucleolus
Molecular function (GO): telomerase inhibitor activity; nucleic acid binding
Source: RefSeq, a predicted model, not a curated record